CGUGUUUUCCGUUUCCUCUGUCUUUUGGUAGGCAGACUUGAACGCGUGUAGAGGUGUGGGUAGCGCUCUCAACAUGCAGAUUUUCGUGAAGACCCUCACGGGCAAGACUAUCACCCUCGAGGUGGAGCCCUCGGACUCGAUUGAAAAUGUCAAGGCCAAGAUCCAGGACAAGGAAGGCAUUCCCCCGGAUCAACAGCGUCUGAUCUUCGCCGGCAAGCAACUGGAAGAUGGACGAACUCUGUCCGACUACAACAUCCAGAAAGAGUCGACGUUGCAUUUGGUGUUGCGUCUGCGUGGAGGCGGUAAGAAGCGCAAGAAGAAGAAUUACACCACUCCCAAGAAGAUCAAGCACAAGCAUAAGAAGGUCAAAUUGGCCGUGCUGAAGUACUACCGCGUGGACGACAACGGCAAGAUUCACCGAUUGAGACGCGAGUGUCAGGCCGAGGAAUGCGGCGCGGGCAUCUUCAUGGCUUCCCAUUUUGACCGUUAUUACUGCGGCAAGUGCGGGCUGACCUAUGUGUACGCUGAGAAGGACGAAAAGAAUAAGUAGAUGAUGGGAUUCUUCUUGUGCGAUCUUUGGAUUCGAAAUAAAAGCUUUCGUCUGAAACUUUCA
Molecule: messenger RNA, 613 nt
Organism: Tigriopus californicus
Lineage: Eukaryota; Metazoa; Arthropoda; Copepoda; Harpacticoida; Harpacticidae
Gene: RpS27A
Product: ubiquitin-ribosomal protein eS31 fusion protein
Exons: 2
Coding region: 74-550 (158 amino acids)
Biological process (GO): translation; modification-dependent protein catabolic process; protein ubiquitination
Cellular component (GO): cytoplasm; ribosome; nucleus
Molecular function (GO): structural constituent of ribosome; ubiquitin protein ligase binding; protein tag activity
Source: RefSeq, a predicted model, not a curated record